AUGGAAGAUAAAAGAUUGGCGAGGCCCCGAGUGCCCGGCGGCUCCAGAAGCAACGCUGGCGUUGACGGGCGUCAGUCGAGCAUUGGAGCCUGGGGUGCUAAAAAUCUCCAGGUGGGUUCCUCCCGUCAGACGACACAGGCAAAUGUUAAAACGGAUAACCGACGACGUAGGCUUCGUGACCCGAAUGGCGUAGUGGGUAGUGUACCUGCCUCCUGCGCCAGAGGGUUCGAUCCCCACUACUGGAAAAAUAUUGUG
Iphiclides podalirius (scarce swallowtail) is the source of this 255-nucleotide messenger RNA. The record is from the annotation of a GenBank genome assembly. NCBI's taxonomy places the organism in Eukaryota, Metazoa, Arthropoda, Insecta, Lepidoptera, Papilionidae.